AUGGAUGAAGUAUUUGAGCCUGACACAAUCGACGUUCAAGUUGAUGAUUUUGUAAAAACCAAAUCAGUUUCAAGAUGCAAAGAUGAAUUCCUUAAUGUUCUUUGUGAAGACAGUGAUGACGAACCAGUAGAAGGUGAAGGAGAGAAUGCUCGAGUGGAAGUACAUGAUGAGAAAAACGCUAAAGAAUCUAGUGAUGAAGAUGAAAUCGUAUACUCCAUCCAUAAUCCGAAGGUCAAAUGGAGUGUGAUGAAACCAAUUAUUGGAGAAAGGACUUGGUAUGAAGUGCGAAGUGGUGUUAAUUCAUAUGAAAUUAGGAAUGGCUUUCAAAGUUAUGGAGUUGAUUUGGAACACCAUUACUGCAGCUGCAGACUGUGGGAGAUAGCAGGGAUACCUUGUGUGCAUACACAAGUAGCAAUCUUAUACACCAACCAAGAUCCAAAGAAAUUCAUUAGCACUUGGUUCAGUAAGAGUAAUUACAUGGCUACAUAUCAGUCUAACAUACUUCCAGUCAAUGGAAGUAACUUGUGGGAAGAAACUGGCUAUACCAAGCCCCUUCCACCUACAGCUCGGAGGAUGCCAAGACGACCUCGUGUCAAAAGAAGGAGACAUGUCUCUGAGCAUGAAGACAAGGUUUUGAAUUUCCUAGCCAAUUGACUGUAGAGGAUGUCAUGGAACAAGAAGAGGUCAUGGAACAAGAAGGUAUGGAUCAAGAGGGUAUGAAUCAGGAGGGAAUCAAUGAGAAUGGCAUGAAUCAGGAUGGAAUGGGUGUACAGGGGAUGGAUCAGUAGGGAAUCAUUAAGAAUGUCAUAGGUGAGGAGGGCAUGGAACAAGAAGGUAUGUAUCAAGAGGGCAUGAAUCAGGAGGGAAUCAAUGAGAAUGGCAUGAAUCAGGAUGG
Lactuca virosa is the source of this 895-nucleotide messenger RNA. The record is from the annotation of a GenBank genome assembly. Lineage: Eukaryota; Viridiplantae; Streptophyta; Magnoliopsida; Asterales; Asteraceae.